AUGUCGUUAUCGUCUCGUCACCCUUCAUCGCAGAAGACGAUGUUCCCCUCAUCCGAACUGUCGCUCUACCCCGUUGGUAGUGGCCGCACCGGGUCGUCAGCGUUGUCGUACUUUCUGACCAAGCCGCUGUUGCUCCACUCCAAGGAAGGACUGGAUGUCCACUCGUUUGUCAGUAAGCCACGGCGGUGGCCGUUUCGGCGUGGCAGCUCCCGGGGAUUGGUUGCAACCAAUGAACCUCCUCUCAUCGAUACGUUGGGUCUCGACGCUACUGUGGCCAAAGUGAUUGCUCAACACCGCCAGCUCACCGGUCUCCACGACAAAAUGUUGGCUGAUUGGCAAACCUGGGCCAGCGGCUUACCCGAGGACACCGAAAAGGUUACCCUUCGUUUCACCCGCAUGUUCAUGGCCUACUCAACGCUUUUCGACUGUGCUAUCGACGACUUUGAGGCGCUCCAUCUGACGCUUUUGUGUAUCCGAGACCGGGAAAUCAAGCAACGUCGCUUGGGCAAAGACCGCUACCACAUGCAAGAACAAGCAAAGCAGGCGAUGAUUCGCAACGGGCCCCAGUCGUACGACAACACUAAGCUCCAGGAACUGCUUGAAGAGAACCUCAACUCGUUCCGCUUUGUCAAGCAACAGUUGAAGCGAGCGAUAGACUCGGAAUUGCGCGAGCUGGUGGACCAAUUCACACUCCAUUGGGGUCAAGUGGUCCACGAUACCGACGAGCGCAUUGAAGGGUGGAUCAAGGAAAACGCUCAGGCAGUGUUGGACGCAACUUGGGAAGAGUAUGACGAGAACGCCUACUCCACCAGACCCCCACCUAAACGGGAAACUAGUGACAGUACCGCUGGUACCACUGGCACCACAGUCAAGCGGGAACAAGGGUGGAACGUCAGUGACGAAGCGCCGUGGUCCGACAAAGUGUUAGGCGAUCUCAGCAACGUGCCUAAAGUCCGCGACCACCCCUACCAUCAGUACAAGCCUGCCGAAACGCCGUGUCUCAUCGACGACCCGAUGAUGAGUCCCGCCGCCGAGUGGGGGUCGAUGUAA
Messenger RNA from Diutina rugosa, 1050 nucleotides. RefSeq lists its product as uncharacterized. The record is from RefSeq and is a predicted model, not a curated record. The transcript has a single exon. Bases 1 to 1050 code for a protein of 349 amino acids. NCBI's taxonomy places the organism in Eukaryota, Fungi, Ascomycota, Pichiomycetes, Serinales, Debaryomycetaceae.